Manis pentadactyla (Chinese pangolin) is the source of this 12103-nucleotide messenger RNA. It is a transcript of the gene SNCAIP, whose product is annotated as synuclein alpha interacting protein. The record is from RefSeq and is a predicted model, not a curated record. Gene Ontology annotation, molecular function: ubiquitin protein ligase binding. The coding region runs from base 8105 to 11149 and encodes 1014 amino acids. NCBI's taxonomy places the organism in Eukaryota, Metazoa, Chordata, Mammalia, Pholidota, Manidae. The transcript has 11 exons.
AAUAAUAAUGAAUGGGAAGCACUUAGCUCGGCACAUAGUAAGUUGCUCUUAAAAAUGGUAGCUUUUGUUAUUAUUUCAAUGAAUAAUGCAAUAAUAUUUAUAUGACCAAUGGUGAAGAAAGAGCUCGAGGGAAAAAGAUCAGGCAUCAUGUCAAGAUUUUUUUUAAAAAAUACAAUAGAGCAGUUGUAUUUACAGAAGAAUCACCUGGCAGCACCCCAUAAUUUUGAUGAAUUAGGAAUCUCCACUUGAAAGAUAAUACAAUAUGUUAAGCAAUAAGUGAAGCUGUUUAGCAAAUUGGGAUUCAGGAUUAUGCAAUAGUCAAGCUUCUGUAACUUGCCCACUCUGAAAACAAGAAUAAAGUUAUCCGUCUGUAAUCGUGUAACUACACUCAAACCUUCCCCCCUUUAAAUGUUUCUAUUUGGAAAUUUAACUUAAACUUAUUGGUUGCAUUUAAACUUAAGUCAGAAGGGAAAACAUGAAGUCGCAGAGAAUUAUCGAAAUGGCAGUGAUUAACAUUGAUUGAGCCACUUCCUAUGGGAUAAGCAUUAUUUUGUUGAAUCCUGAUAAUCCUAUGAAGAAGGUACUUACUUUCAUCUUCAUUUUACAGCUAGAAAACUGAAGCAUGGGGAUGUUAUAGAACCUGUUUAGGUUACUCAGCUAGUUAAGAGUGCUCUGUUUCUGGAAUGUCCACAUCCAGUGCAUAGAGACCAGGGAUGCUUCAAAACAACCUAAUGCACAGGAAAAUUCCCCACAAGAAAGAGUUAUCUGGCCUAAAAGGUUGUUAGUACCAAGGAUAAACAAUUUUGGUCUAUUUUAAUCCGCAUGAAACUAAAGAAGCUGCACUUUGACUGGCAACCUCAAUGACAUGGUAGAUUUUGUUAUAAUAGGGCAAUCUGAGUCAGGUUCAAUACCUUCAAUGUGCCAGAUUCUAUUGCUCUUGCAUAAUGACUUCACAGGGAAAGCAGUGGUGAUAACCUCUUAAUACUGAAAUGAUUCUUCUUAACCUAUGUAGGUAAACUAGGAGCAAUAAAUGUUACAACUGUUUUAAGGACUAAAUGGAGACUAUUCAAAUGCUAACACUGAAAAAAUCAAGAUGUGUUCAUCUUGCUAAUUCAGUGGCACAAAAAGAAAUGUAGUCCCCCAUAAACAAGCCUUUAUAUCUAGGAUUCUGCAAACUACCACCUUAAGCCUCUUUGCUGGUUAAGUGGCAGGAGCAGAGAGGACAGUACAUGGUACAUUUGAAAAAGAUGGUUAUCAAAAUGAUGCCUCAGUUCAAAAUUGCUCUUCUUACUCUCUAACCAUAGCCCUAUUAUACAGUCUAGGCUUUCUGUUUCAUGAUUUUUCCCUCUGGUCAUGAGCCUGGUUAUUGUUUUAAUAAAACAUAAGCCAUAUACUGGUACAAAAAAAAAACAAGUAGAAUUUUUUCACCUUUAUCUAAUGAGACAAAACACAGAAGGCAAUCAAAUUAUUUUGAAAUUUCCCAGACUCAAAAAUAGUGCUCAUCCUUUGCAAAAUGCAAGGUUUAAACUAUACAUUCUUGUAACCCUGCCAUCUAAAAGGGCAGAACAUUGUACAAUAAUAUUCUCCUUCAGAUCAGUGAAGGAGAGAUGAUGACACACAUAAACACAGAGGUUCAAAGUUGGGCUUUUCUGUCACUGCAAAGGGGUUUACAGAUUUCUUUCUUUCUUCCUACAGAAGCCAGAUCCUCCCUCUGUCUUGAAAAAGAAAAAUGCUCUGGAAUAAUAUUUGACCCUAGGGUGCUUAGUAGCCAUGGUGUAUCUAUUUCAUUGAGAGGCCAAUUUGCUGUUUUCAAAAAUAGUACUAUACACAAGACUGAAUAAAGCGGAGGCUGAACUAUGGAUCUAUUGAAGAAUUUCGUGCAUAGCCAGUGCAUGUUGACUGUGUCAUGCACUGCGCUGAACUUGUUAAGUUAGUCAUCUUGGUUAAGCCUCACAUCAUCUCUGCAAAGCAGGCCCUAUUUUAAUCCUCCAUUUGGCAGAUGAAAAAUAUUGAGGCUUAGAGAGGUCGUGUGAUUUUCCCAAGGUUACGGAUAGAUAAGUGGCAGGGAUAGGAUUUAAGUACAGAACUGUUGGGCCACAUUGUUUUCCCCUUCUGAGCACCUUGGUUGAGCAGAAGACUCUCUGGCCCAAUUGGAUCAGAAUCUCCAUCCCUAGUUGGCACUGAAAUGACUGAAAAUAGCUUUUUGGAAGUAACAGAGUUUAAUAUAUAUAAUAAAUAAAUAAAAUGACACAAGCUAAAGAGAAUUAGGCAAAUCUCUUUACUGUACCUCAGCUUUCCUAUCUGUAAAAUAAUAGUCACCUCAACCUGGAUUUUAUGGAGAAAAUACGAAAUUUCAUAUAUAUGUAUGUAAACACAAACCCACAUAUUUAUGUACAUACACAUAGACAUAUAUGUAUGCACACAGAAACACAUACCUACAUGUGCAUACAUACAUGUAGAUAUGCAUGUAGAUAGACAUCUACAUAUCUAUAUGUGCACACACACAAGUAAAAUACUCUGGCCCUCUGUGUGGGAAUUUUUGUGCCUUUCUGUAUCACUGUGACAGCAGCUUUGGUGAAAGUUGAUAUUUUUUGGGUAAUUGCAUAACCUACUUUGUGUGCAUGUCAAAUGAAAUCAAGAAAAAUAAGUGUCCUUCUACUUUACCAAGACCUUGCAACCUAAAAUAAUAGCACAGAAUUGAGUGGAUUCACUUUCUUAAGGAGCUUGAACCACAUUCUGGUGGAAAAAUUAACUCUUAGGCAAAUGAAUCUCACUUUCAGUGUUUUCACAUUUUCCGUCAUGCAGGCUAGGCAUUACUUGGCCCCCGUUGUUUUGUGUGUAUCACCCUUUCCUCAGCUCAGUCUACUGACACCUCCCAGAUUUCAUUACAUUUUGACAAAGAGCCAUUUCACAGCAGUGGCAGGCCUCAAGAAAGAGUAUGUUGAGCUUACCAAGUAGGGCAAAGAGUAGGGUGGGUGAAGAAUAUAGCUUUUACCCAGAUUUGAUGUUUGAAAAAGAGUAUAAAGAUGCUCCAAGUACCAAGAACCUGUCUUGCCCCUCCUCUCGAGCAAGGAAUCUGUCUGAGAAAGAUCCAAUUAUACUUUCUUCGCACCUCCGAGAAGGUGACCAAGACUUCCAUAUGCAUGACUCUGGCUGCCUCAGUCCCUGCUUUGCUGUUCCUGUCUACCAGCCCAGCCUUUCCUAGCAGUCAUCCUGCUCUUGUCUGUAUUAAAACUUUUUUCAGCGCUUCUCAGUAUGAACUAGUUUCAUCAACCAUUCAGAUGUUCUGCAAUGUCUUGUAUUCACAUCUAAAUUACCCCCGAAUCUUCCUUUCUCCUACCCCCAUUAUCAAAAACCUCACACCUUGUUCUGAUAUCAUAUGUCAUCUGUGUUAUCUUGUUUUCUUAACAGCUUCCAAGAAAGGAAUUAGGAAUAAUCUAAUCCAGGAGAGAUGAAUUAUACAUGUCCCAUAAGUAGUAUAAGAGCCUGGGAGCAGAACCCAGGUCCCCAGACUCUUAAGUCUUGGAAUAGACACCUCUUCUGAGAAAGUAGAAAGCAGUCUUAGGGACAGAGUGAUUUCCAAGAGAGGUGAGCAACUGCCAGAUAUUUUUUAUUUGUUUUUCUUUUACUCUGCAGAUAGCCCUAAACUUUCUUUUCUUUCCUAAUAGAUACAGCAUUUAUUAAAUUGACAAUGAAGGUUAUUUAUAUAUAAACUACUUUAUGCAUAACUAGAUUUUAUGCCUAUCUACUCAAUAAGCAUUUGUUAAACAUUUGCAGUGUCCCAGGAAUGGUUCUAGACUUAGGAUGAAUGACACAGACUUAGGCUGUGUUCUUACAGAGUUUACAGUACUCUAUAAUAAUCCUACAAUAACAUAAAAUUGAGCAUACUACGAAAAGAUCAGGUCAACUUCAUGAUAGGUCAGAUUUAAUUAUAAUAUCAAACUAUUCUUGACAGUCAGCCUUUAUAUUUUUGUAGUGAUUGAUUAUUGGCGCACAAUUAAAAGUAGGCCAUUAUUGAAAUUGAAAAGGAUUGCAGCUAGCCAUCUGCCCUACUUCAAGAUAAAUUUCUUUUGUAAUUUGUAAUUUUGCCUCAAUAGCAACCAUUAUUUUGACUUCAUUUUUAAAUACCCAUUUUUAAAUACUAUUUAAAUAUUAUUUAAUUAUUUUAAAUAAUAGUAACCAUUAUUUUGACUUCAUUUUAAAUACUUUUCACUGUGAAUAAUAAUAAUGGCAUUUAUUGAACACUUACUAUGCAGCAGACACUCUUCCCUAUGUUUUACAUUAUUGCCUCAUAACUUCACAGCCAUACUUCUUACUUCCCUCUUUGGAACACUGUCGUCUUCCCACACUAUUUUUCGUAGGUCCUGAUUAUUCCAUAUUUCAUAGUAUCGUGAUUACAGAUGAAGAAACUGAUAUGCAAACACCAGUAAAGUAACUGGUAAAGAUUAAUUAGCUAGAAAGUGUUGAAGCCAGGAUAUAAUAACAUGGGCAGUUUGGCUCUAGAAUCUAUGUAUGUAACCACUGAAUUGAAAACUACUUCUGCUGGACCCCUUGGUCACCUCUGGUUGGUGACCAAGUUCAUCCAACACUCUCCUCAUCCACACCCCUUGUGGGGUCAGGGGACCGUUGAAUAUGGCGAUCUUACCAGCUGUACCAAUGUACACUUUUUUCCUGACUACACAUAUAAGCAUUACAAUAAAGUGCUUCCUGGUCUACUCUUAAAAUUGUCAAAAAAAUUAGAGUUUUCCCAAACACCAAUUAUAAGCAAUGUCUUAGCAUAAUAGAAUUUGAUUAUUAAUUUUUUUAAAUCUCUUGUUAGGAUAAAAGGAAUAAGAGUAAAAAUCAAAUGUAUUUGAAAAUAGGACCAUUUAUAAUAGUUGUCUUUAAUGGGGCGUAAAUGGUAGAAAGCAAUGUAUUUAAGGCAGUCCGGGAUGGAUAGAUACACUUGAAGAGCACCAGUAUCUGUACUGUGUAGAGGUGGUGGUUGACACUGUGGGAGUCAGUACCUGUGAAAUGUGGAACGUGGAAAGAGAACAACGUUCCACAGAAGGAACUGUGCAGAAGUGUGGCCCACAUGGAGGGAAAGAAGAGGCUUCUUCAAAAGAGACUGGGAAGAAGUUUUCAGAAAUAUAGAAGGAAUACAAGGGAGCCACGAAGACAGGAAGGAGGUGGUCCACAGUGGGAAACAGGUCAUUAUAAAGAGAAGGGUUGAAAAGUGACCACUGGACCUUCCAGUUGAGACUCACUAGUGGCCAUAAUAAGAGCAGUGCCUGUGGGAUGACAGAACAGAAGCCACAUAUGGUGACUGGAGGAGUAAAUGUAGAAGUGAGGAAGUAGAAACUAGAACCAAGGUGAUUCUUCAGAAAAGAUGGCUGUGAAUACAAGCCCAGAAAGGUCUAGAGCCCACUAGGGAGGCAACAUGUCCUGAGGUGGCUGGGGUGCUUCUUCAGUUUUGCAGGGUCAGAGGAGAGAGCCAAUACUGAAAGAGUAGCUGAAGGGAAGGAGAGAAGAGGGGGUGAUGGCAGAGCUAGAGUCCAGAGGAGGUGGGAGAGGAGCAGACCCAGGCACAAGCAGAGGGCUAGCAAGGAAGGGCGAAUUAUUAGCACCACACCUCAGAGAAGGGGUAGCGGGGUACCACCUGUGAUGGAGACCGUGAAGUCAGGACACCCCUUCCUGAGUUGGAAGGGCAGGCUGUUGGCAAAGAGGUCAGAAUUUUAGAAAAAUACCAUGCUUCUGAAAAUCUCACUUCAGUUGUGUGUCUCUGCUUUGACUACCAGCUCUCUUUGUGCACAUUGUCACCAUUUUAUUGUGUGCCUCUUGAGAUGCCUGCUUGGAUUUUGGAAAGCUGUAUGAGAAACCAUGAAUUUCAGGACAGUUGUUUGGAUGACUGGCUUAUGUUUUUUUUGGAAACUUAAUGGGACCUCAGCUGUUUAAAAGUCUCCAGCUCAAGAAGGUGCUUGGGACUUUGUUCUUCCAUUUUCUGUGGCUCAUUACCGCUUGAGUAAUGUCUGCUUGCUCACCCAAUUGGCUCCAGCUUUCAGGAGUAAGGGCCAAAGCUUUUCAGUCCAGAGUGCUAUCUAGGGUGGUCAGAGAUCCUCAUGGCCCAAUGGAGACACCAUGCACCGUUAUUACAAAUCCCGUGUAUGUUCAAACUGUUUUGCAUGGCAGAGUGACAACAUUGACUGGUGUAGGCUGGGCUGCGUAGGCUUGCCCUUGCGUCAUAUCAAUCUGCAUUUUGUGAAGCUAAGCAUCAGUGUCAGCCCUUGGCCGUGACUCUCUUGGAUGAGGGAAGACCAAAGAGGAGCCAAAUCAUGUGCUGGGACAGGCUGAGCUCUGUUUCCUUUCCUUUCCAACCCCAGCUCAGCCCCCUCACCCUGCCUCUUUAGCCCUCACAUCUUGACCUCCUGUGUUAAAAUCAUAAGAAGAAUGAGGAGAGAAGGGCUGUGUACACACAGAAAAUGGUUCAAGAGGAGGCAAAGCAUUGAAUAGCAUCAUUCAGCUUACAGUUAACCUCACUUCUAUUAUCUCACAUGGUUUUCUUUAUAGUUACAGAAACAGUCCCAGAGAUCUGAACUGAUUUACCUGUAGAACCACAGCAUUAAUACCUAUCAGAACUGAAACUUGAUUCCAGAUCUUCUGGCCCCAGACCGAUUGUUCUUUAUACAAAAGGCUAAGACAUCAGCCAGUACUCAUACUAUUAAAAUAUUAGAAGUGUUUUUUCCUUUUAAAUAUACCAUGGUUACAUUGCUAGACUUGUAAUUAUGGGCUUUUCAAAGAAGAGUGCUGAAUAAACACUGAGGACUAUCAUUAUUACUAUUAUUAUUACCACUAAAAUCAUUGGUUACAUAGGGAAUUUAUUCAAUUUAAUAAGUGCCUGGUAUCUUUGGUAAAUAAAAUUUUGUCCACACCCUCAGGAAGUGGAGAAAGCAAUUAUGCAGACGUAGAGAUGAAAUGUCAGCGAUGGAUUCUGUAAUGGAUAUAUCCCUAAGAUAAAGAAAUAGUGUAACAGUCAUUCUUGAACUUGAGCAUGUAUCUGAAUCACCUAGAUGGCUUGUAAAAAGAUUGCUGGCUCUGCCCUCAGACUUGCUGGGUGGGGCUCAGGGAUGUGAGUUCCUAACCAAGCUCCUAGAUGGUGUUGAUGCUGCAGGUCAGACACUGUACUUUGAAGGCUUGAACUCCUUCCAUCUGGGAGCAUCAGACAAGACAUUGUAGAAGUGAUACAGAUGCAAAGCUUGAAGGAUUAAAAAAGUUUGCCUCGUUAAAUGGGUGGAAUGGCAUUCCAGGUAGAUGGAAUAGUGUGCAUAAAGGUAUGGACAGGUAACAGUCGAUAGGGGAUCCACAAGAAAUUUGGUAUUAGCACAAUCAAAAGAGAACUGGACAAUGGCAAGAGAUGAGUCUGAGCUCAUGGAGGGUUUCACGUGCCGCACUAAAUCCUGUGGUCUUUUUCCUAUAGGCUGUACAGAGCCACUGGAGGACUCAAAAAAGCAAAGCAUCCUAGUCAAAUCUCUUCAUUUCAGAAAGCUGAUUAACUCUAGUACAAACGUGGAAGCAUAGAAAAGAUUCUUACUCAUGACCUAAAUAUGAAAGAAUGCCUUUGAACAUCUAUAAUAUUAUGUCCAGCAAUCAACCAAAUGUCGAUACAUCUUGGUAUUUUAGUCAAAGAGUUAAUGAUUCACUGUGCGCCAUGCAUAUAUACAAAUCAAAGAAAUCAUCCUUUCCUACAGGCACUUAAGGGAGCCCACACUUCCACAGGAAACAACAGAGCUUGAGGCAAGGCAGGCUGGUCAGCACUGAAUCCACCAGCCAGGGUUUCAGGGAGAAGGCAGAACACAGCUGGCCUAGCAGAACCGUGGCAUUUACCUGGCCCGAGGAAGGCACUGCAGCCAAGGAGGACCCAGAGCCGAGGAACAGAAGGGAAACUAAACUCUGAAUGCACAGGAACAGCACAGAAACAGAGGCAGCUGGUCAGCCUUUGUCAGGGGCUUCUCUUGAAACAUGAUGGAGGGGUGGAAAGGAAGCUUGGAUCAAAAGGCUGUUUCUACAGGGAAUAACCUCUGGAAGAUUUUUAGAAAAAGAAUAGAGCAACAUAGAGAUAGGAAAUACAAUGCUUCUCAGCCAUCUGCACACCUGCUCUCCUCCUUUAUCAUUCAAUAAUCUCCCUAUUAUUCCCCUAGCUGGAGUCAAAGGAACAGAAUAUAAAGGGUUGGGGACAAGAGAUGGGGAAGAUGUAUUGGUCUUUGGUUCUGAUUGGGCCAAAAAGCUGGUAGUUGCUGCCCAGGGAGCUGGCCGUUGUCCUGAGAAUGAGUACUCAGUCACGUCUCUCAAGACCAUCCCAGAACUCUGCCGAAGAUGUGAUCCGCAAAGCGAAGACAGAGCAGUUUCUAGCUCUAGCUGGAACUGCGGCGUCUCAACUCUUCUUACGAACACACAAAAGCCCACUGGCAUCGCUGAUGUGUACAGUAAGUUCCGCCCCGUGAAGCGAGUUUCUCCACUGAAACAUCAGCCAGAAACUCUAGAAAACAAUGAAAGUGAUGAUCAAAAGAACCAGAAGGCAGAGUUCCAGAAGGGGGGUGAUCCUGACCCAGGCCCCCAGUCUGGGGAGCUCAGCACAGAAGAUGGAGAGGGUGGCCCCCAAAGUAAGAGCAGUGAGCCCAGCGCCUUGCUGGGCGAACUGGAGCAUUAUGACCUCGACAUGGAUGAAAUUCUGGAUGUGCCUUACAUUAAAUCCAGUCAGCAGCUUGCCUCUUUUAAGGUAACGUCAGAAAAAAGAAUUUUGGGAUUAUGCACAAGCAAUAACGGCCUUUCUGGCAAAGCCUGCUCUGCAGGAAGCACUGAGACCUCGCCACCCAGCAGGAUGCCGUUCUGUGUCCUUUCUCCCGUGAAGAGCCCUCGCUUGAGAAAAGCAUCGUCCGGGGCACGCGACCAGCCAAAGCUCUCCACUGAAGAAGCCGAGGGCUCACCCCUGGGAAAAUGUGGCUCUGCGUGUGAGCCUGGAAACCAGACUAAGGACUUCCUAAGCAAGACCUUUAGUGACCCUCACAGUGGAAAAGUUGAGAAGGCAGUGCCAGACUGCCAGCUCAGGGCCUUCCGUCUGCAGUCCUCAGCCGCAGAGCCCAAGCUAGAGGAGCAGAUUGGGGGCACGAGCUGGACCAGCCCCCAAGGCCCAGAGGAAAGGAGUGAGUAUCUGAAAAAAGUUAAGAGCAUCUUGAACAUCGUUAAGGAAGGCCAAAUCUCCCUCCUGCCACACCUAGCUGCCGACAAUCUAGACAAAAUUCACGACGAAAGUGGAAACAAUCUCUUGCACGUAGCGGCGUCGCAGGGACAUGCAGAAUGCCUCCAGCACCUCACUUCCUUGAUGGGAGAGGAUUGCCUCAGUGAGCGAAACACUGAGAAGCUGACGCCGGCAGGCCUGGCCAUCAAGAAUGGUCAGUUGGAGUGUGUACGCUGGAUGGUGAGUGAAACAGAAGCCAUUGCAGAACUGAGUUGUUCCAGGGAUUUUCCAAGCCUUAUUCAUUAUGCAGGUUGCUAUGGCCAGGAAAAGAUUCUCCUAUGGCUUCUUCAGUUUAUGCAAGAACAGGGCAUCUCGCUGGAUGAAGUGGACCAGGAUGGCAACAGUGCCGUUCACGUAGCCUCCCAGCAUGGCUACCUUGGGUGCAUCCAGACCUUGGUCGAAUAUGGAGCGAAUGUCACCAUGCAGAACCACGCAGGGGAAAAGCCCUCCCAGAGCGCAGAGCAUCAUGGCCACUCGCUGUGCUCCCGGUACCUGGUGGUGGUGGAGACCUGCAUGUCGCUGGCCUCCCAGGUGGUGAAGCUCACCAAGCAGCUAAAGGAACAGACGAUGGAACGUGUCACACUGCAGAACCAGCUCCAGCAACUUCUAGAGGCCCAGAAAUCAGAGGGCAAGUCAUUCCUUUCUUCACCCAGCUCACCAUCCUCCCCUGCUUCCAGAAAGUCCCAGUGGAAAUCCCCAGAUGCAGACGAAGAGUCUAUAACCAAAAGCAAACCAGUAGUCCAAGAGGGGAUUCAAGUUCUUGGAAGCUUGUCAGCAACCAACCGGGCCAGGGCCAAAGCAAAAGAUGAAGAUUCUGAUAAAAUCCUACGCCAGUUACUGGGAAAAGAUAUCUCAGAGAAUGUGUGCACCCAGGAAAAGCUGUCCUUGGAAUUCCAGGAUGCUCAGGCUUCCUCUAGAAAUUCCAAAAAGAUGCCUGUGGAGAAGCGGGAGCUGAAGUUAGCCAGGCUGAGGCAGCUGAUGCAGCGGUCCCUGAGUGAGUCCGACACGGACUGCACCACCUCCGAGGACCCCAAGAGCACGCCAGCAAGAAAGGCUGACAGGCCCAGGCCUCAGCCCAUCGUGGAAGGUAUGGAGAGCAUGGACAGCGCAGAAAACCUGCAUUUGAUGAUCAAGAAACACACCUUGGCAUCAGGACGCAGGUUUCCUUUUACUGUCAAGGCCUCCAAACCUCUGGAUGGCCAUAGCCCAUCUCCCACCUCGGAGAGCAGCGAACCAGACUUAGAAUCACAGAGUCCAGGCUCAGGGACAACUCCCCCAAACCAGCCCUCUGGAGACCCUGCUCAGCCCAGCCCCGACAGCACAGCUGCCCAGAAACUGGCCAUGAGUCCCAAAAGCGCUCUCAAGUCUCCGUCUUCUAAGCGCCGGACGUCUCAGAACUCGAAGCUCAGAGUCACCUUCGAGGAGCCUGUGGUGCAGGUAGAGCAAAAUAGCCUUGAACUAAAUGGAGAAAAAGACAGAGAUAAGGGCAGGGCCCUGCAGCGGACCUCCACGAGUAGUGACACAGGGGAUCAACUGAAAAGGCCUUUCGGGACCUUCCGGUCUAUCAUGGAGACGCUAAGCGGAAACCAGAACAAUAAUAAUAACUAUCAGGCACCCAACCAGCUGAAGACCUCUACACUGCCCUUGACCUCAUUGGGAAGGAAGGUGACAGAUCCCAAGGGAAAUCCUGCAAGCUCUGGCAGUAAAGGAAAGAAUAAGGCGGAGAUGUACAGCAGCUGCAUCAAUCUUUCCUCUAAUCCGCUGAUUGAAGAACAUCUGCGUAACUAUGCACGGCAUAAUGACAUCAACAGAAAAAUGAAGAAAUCCUUCAGCAUAAAGCACAUUGCUGAGCCAGAGUCAAAAGAACUCUUCUUGUAAAUCACUUGUUAUUAUCUCUCAUUGCUGCCCUCUGGACACCACUGGAAAUUUCUGGACUGUCCUCUGGAACUAGAACCAUGAGACCAAUGCCUCAUCAGCAGAAGAGCAGACUAUCAGGAUGCCUUAAAUUUAUAGCAGUAGACUACAUAAGACACAUUUUGGGGUGAUAUUUGUAUAUAUAACUUGUUUUUAAAGAGAUGCUGUUUAAAAGCAUGUUUGAGCAAAUGUAUGCUUUUUAAGACUGGAUUGAUUCAACCUCCAGGACAUUCACCAAACCACUGACACCAUUUUGUAUCUCAUCAGUUGCAUGAGUAUUUGCUCAAGUUGGUUGAACUUCUCUUUCCCUCUAAUACGGACAGUUUGGUCCCAGCGACUCAAUGAGACCAGGUCAGUGCUAUUGUUUUGUGUCAAGAGUGUUUUUUUCUGUCAUUUCUACUUUUUGUAUAAAGGAAAAAUAAAACAAUGUUAACAGCACUGAUAAGCUCGGGGUACCUACUUUCUAAUAAGUCUGUGAUGUUCUGAUUUCUAAAGAACUUUGAGCAUAUGUCAAAUGCUGAUAUUUUAUUUCAAGAACAAACUGCCCAUUAGCUGUUUUCCCUUGGGGGUCAAAUAAAACAUUAUGAGUUUUCAUUAUGUAGUAAAGGAUCAGACAAAUAUAUAAAGUAAGUCAAUUCCUUCUGUCUUCUCAAAUCUCAGCAUUAACAUCAGAAAAUACUAAUGACAACUAAGGAUUUAGCCCCUUCUUGGGUCACUUUUUUCUGCCUCUUACACAUUACGAGGACUGUUUAAUCCCUCUAGGAGACAGUGUGGAGCCUGAGCUCAGAACAGCCCCGUUGUUGAUGUGGCUCUUUGAAUCCAUGUAAGCAGUAAAUUACAGAUGGUUUCGUCCUAUCAUGUAAAAAUAUAUUUCUGUUGAAACUUCAAGAGUUUUAUUUUCAAAGUGUUGGCAGGGCA